Symbiodinium natans is the source of this 1041-nucleotide messenger RNA. NCBI's taxonomy places the organism in Eukaryota, Dinophyceae, Suessiales, Symbiodiniaceae. The record is from the annotation of a GenBank genome assembly.
AUGUCGUCAUGGCAGUUUCUAGAGUGGACGGGGCUUGCGACAACGUUCUUCAGCAAACUCGUGUGCUUCGAGGACUGUUGCACGUCGUCGAAACAUGACCAAGAUGAGGUGAUUGUGGAGAAUGUUGCUUGCUGGGGCGAGGCAGUUUCUGAUGUGUCGCUACUCGCUCGGCGAGUUCCUGAUGAACAGCUUUCUGAAGCUGUGGCUGAGGAGCCAAGCACUCCACGAUGCUCGGUCACUGCGGCCCAUGUCCUAGAAACCCCAUCAACGGUAUGUCCUGCAGAGGAGGUUGCGCAUGAUGACCUGCUUGAAGAAGACGAGCUUCUGAGCGAUUCGGGCGAGGACGUGGCCGAGUCGAGUGCCAUCAAGGCACAGACCCAGGACAUGGAGUGUUUUCCUGGGAUGAGGAACCUCAUUUCCGAUUUUCUCGAUGCGAGAGACUUUACCGCACUCCGCACAGCCAGCCGGGUAUUUGCAGUGAGGGACCUUGCUGAACAUCUCAUUGCAGUGAUCCAGCCGGAGAGGCCUGACAUGCUCGCCGACCUUAGGCUGUAUGCCCUUCGUCAGAUUCCGCCGGAGCCUCGUCACCAAUGCCUGCAUUCGCUGUUCACGAACUUGGAGUCUUUCUGGAUGCGUAGCCCAAGCAUCAUGCUGGCUUUCGUGCAAACUUUGCAGAGACAUUGUCGAGAGGAAGGAGACGUGGGAAGAGAGAUGCGGUGGGUGAUGUGCACUUUCUCCGGGCAGGCUUUAGUUUCCAAACGGAAAGAUGUUCGACAUGCUGUCGUGAAGAACAUCCUCUGCUGGCUGGCGAGCAGCAACGUGGAAGACGUUAAGUGCGCAUGCAUGUGCUUGUCGCUUUGCAGCAGUCCUCGGGACCUGGGCCGAUUCCAUGCAGAGUGUGUCGCAGCUCUGGCGGCAGCGCAUGGAGCGCAGCUAAGUCGAAUCGAAUUCGGACAAAGAGCCAUGGCAGUCCAUUGCCCAGCACUGCUCACUGCCAUGCUGCUGGGCAGCCCUACUGAAUCCCGCCGUUCAGAAUGGUAG